CUUCAUCACCUUCUUCACCUUCCUUAGUGCCCCCACCUAUCAUUAUUCUUUUCAUCAACAAAGGUGGGCCAAUUUAGCUAGCUUGAUUUCUCCUUUUCUGCACCUAGGCAUUUAGAUAUGGGCCACCUAGCUGAGACGGAGCUCAUUUGGCCUCUCAUGACUUUUGUGCACUCAGGAGUUUCUGAUUCCUUCCAUUGUCAUGAGUAAGAGUAUUGUUAAUUGUCAUAGCAGUCCUUCAGAGAUUGAAAGAGAUCGAGAGCCAUCCUCCCCACGAAGGAUCCCAUAGUGAUAUGUCCUUUUUAUCUUAGGUAAGUGUUUUCGCUAUUACAUGAUCAGGACUUGUAUGUUUGUUUAAUGCUUGAGGAGGGGAGGGUAUGGCUGUCUUCCUCGGUCGUUUUCUUUGAUGGUGAUUUGACCUCAUGGGGACCGAGAGAAGAAAAAGGUAGCAGCUUCGGUGAAUCGAGUAGUAUCCCAGUGAAGCCAAGUUACUAGAGAACCCAAAUCUUUUCCUUGAUCCAACUCUUCGUAUGACUCAUUCCUUUUGUCCAUCAAAUCUAACAAUGGACCAUCAGGAAGACAAAAAAAAAACGAUGACAGUGCCACCAGUGCACCUCCCAUGAUCUCGCUCGCAAGAAGUCCAUGGUGUCCCUGUUCAUGCAGCUUGUGGUGGAAACUUGAAUCACAAGAUUGCAAAUGACCUGCACACCUGCUGUUGAUGAGCACAACCAGCUUGAGAAUUUGAGGACCGCUUGCUUCGGCAUUGGAUACACAUUCUCAGUAGAGCGACGGCAAGAAAUCGUCGCCCCAGCCGUGAUUGAUUCACAUGGAGUUGACGACAAAGUCCUGUUAAAUGCGGAGGUCGCAGGGAUAAGGAAAGGAGAGAAUGUGCAUUAAUGCUGUAGGGGCCAGGGAAGGAGUGCAGGUAUGGGCGGUCAGCUUUAGUACUUCAACAAGAUCCCGUUGUGCGAUAAUAGAUUCCUACCGUAGGAAAACGGCAUGUGGAUUUGCUCUUCCGUGUACCACUCCGUGUUUCCCUUGGAUACGGUGAAUCUACAGGGGCGUCUUCCCUGAUACUGUGAAUGCGAUUGCUUGCAUGACGCUGACAAAUUGGAUGUUUGUUUCUUGUCAAAACUCUUGUACGAAGCUCCUAUUUCAUAGAUAGAUAGCAAUGUAAAUUAAUCUGCAACUUGUCCUCUGUAGCUUGCAUUUACCAUCACAAUUUAGCAAUCAAGGAGAAGUACAAAAAAAAUCUCUUUCUGACAUUGUCUCUGGAAGCACAGAAUUGGAGAAUGCAUUGGAAGCAUCAGAGUACAGAAGCACGAGAUGAGCUGAAAAAUAUCACAAGAUAUCGUUUUCGUGUGUUUUCUGGACGCGAUGAGGUUUCGAUCCCUGGUCGGCGGCCGACACCAUGAUCACGGUGGACACGCCGCGAAGGAGAUCGACCUCGGGUACUCUGCUUACUGCUUCACCUGGAUCGAGCCACGCCCUCGCUUCGGUAUCUUUUAUAGUCAGCUUUGGCAUGUUGGGAACUGAUGGUGCCAGUGUCACAUUGGAGUUUGGUUAUGUUGAGAGAAAGUUAUUAACAGUGAUCAAGUUUGUUCCUCUCAUUUUUUUGCAACUCACUUUGCAAAAGAUAAUUUCAUUUCCUGUUGAAUGGAGACCUGGUCACCCCUCUUCACCCCCUGCAAGUGGAUUCAGCCCCAUGAGGUGGCUCCUCACCACGGCGGCGUACAGCUCCUCAUAGGGCAAUCGACCUGAGAACGGAGGCAAGAAGUCUUGGGGAAGAGAGGCAGGUGAUGACCACCAUCCAUGAUAGGUAGAUAAUUCAUGUAGAUAGUUUCUCGAUGCAAAGUGUAGAUAGUAAUAUUUGUUGAUAAUUAAUUGACUUCUAAUAGGAAUUUUGAGAACUUUCAUCUUUUCCUCCA
Musa acuminata AAA Group (dessert banana) is the source of this 1925-nucleotide messenger RNA. RefSeq lists its product as uncharacterized. The record is from RefSeq and is a predicted model, not a curated record. NCBI's taxonomy places the organism in Eukaryota, Viridiplantae, Streptophyta, Magnoliopsida, Zingiberales, Musaceae. The coding region runs from base 1409 to 1744 and encodes 111 amino acids. The transcript is spliced from 4 exons.